Olea europaea var. sylvestris is the source of this 546-nucleotide messenger RNA. RefSeq lists its product as uncharacterized. Bases 1 to 546 code for a protein of 181 amino acids. Lineage: Eukaryota; Viridiplantae; Streptophyta; Magnoliopsida; Lamiales; Oleaceae. The transcript has 2 exons. The record is from RefSeq and is a predicted model, not a curated record.
AUGCGUAAUACUGACAGAGAUUUUAGUAUUGAAAGGGGUACAAAGUUAGGGGUUAAAGUGUUCACUGGCACAGUCGAUCCUGCAGUUGCACAGGCAUGGAUGAUCAAUAUAGAGAGGGUAUUUAACGUUAUAGGUUGCUUAGACGCUCGGAAGUUGUGUCUUGCCACCUUCUUAUUAGAGGAGGGUGCGUAUGAUUGGUGGCAGUCAGUAUGGAGCACAUAUCUAGACCCUUCCAUCAUUACUUGGACAGAUUUUCAUCGUAUCUUCUACGAUGCCUAUUAUACUCGGUCCUAUAAAGAUGCAAGGCAGGAGGAAUUUUUGAAACUAGUACAAGGGCAGAUGACAGUUGCAAAAUAUCAGGUGAAAUUUAUUGAACUUUCAAAACGAUUUGAAAAUGGGUUAAGGAAAGAUAUCCGAUCAGUAGUAACAGCUGCAGGCUGGAAUGUAUUUGGCAAAUUGGUGGAAUCAGCUUUAAGAGUAGAAAAGAGCAUUUCUGAUAGGCCAAGUGGUAGAGAACAAGCAAUGUUCAGAGCAAGCAGUGGUUAG